Molecule: messenger RNA, 968 nt
Organism: Sorghum bicolor (sorghum)
Lineage: Eukaryota; Viridiplantae; Streptophyta; Magnoliopsida; Poales; Poaceae
Exons: 4
Coding region: 439-864 (141 amino acids)
Source: RefSeq, a predicted model, not a curated record
UCAACAGAAACCCACGACAAGCCCAAACAAAAACCCAAUAAAAUCUCGCCUGGCCUCUCGCAGUCCAGCCUGCCCCGUCGCCCACCCCAAUCUCCACGCGUCGCCGCCGCUUGCCGGCGAGUCUAUUCCCCUCCGCCACGCCGUCGAAGCUUCCCGGUCGCUGCAGCGAUUCGGAUAAAGCGGCCGCCCGCCCGCCACCCGCCCUCCUUUUGCCCCCCACUCCUCUCGGUCCCGGGACCGCUUCGUGCUGGAUCUAGGGUUGCGUGGGGAGUUCUGGAAACCUCCGCCGCGAUGGACGAGGCGGACGAUGAACUUCGCACCUUGAAGGUCGGCUUCACCGCCUCCGGAGAGGAGCAGUUCCGGAAGCUCGUGGCGGAGAAGCUGCGGGGGUUCAAGAGGGACGUGGACCACACCCUCGUGCCUUAAAUUUAUACUAUAAUGCCUAUAAUGGCCUCCGCUGCGGAACACCCAUGGAGAAUCAAGCUCCUUGAUUAUUCUCUUCGAGAACUGGGUGGGAAACAACUGGAUAAUGGCCUUUCUGUUGCUGUCCGCUGUGAUGCUGAGACUAGUGCAAUUGAGUACAGGUUGGAAUCUUCAUCCACUCGGUCUCCAGCAAAUGCAGCUGCAUUUGGACCUUCUGUUGAACAACUGCUGCAUGAUCUUAGGAAGUGCUGGCAACAAGUCUUUGGCUUGAGUUUGUGGAAAAUGCUUCUCCAGAUAACCUGGUGGAUGUUAUUUUGGUUUUUCAAUAUGAUUGUGCAGUGCACAAACCUUAGUGUAGCAAAUACAAACUAUUAUGAUUGCUUGCUGGUGUGCAUUCAUGUGCUUUUGGUAGACUUCACUAUAUUGGAUGAUAUAAUGUGAAAACAAGAUUGUAUGCUUCACUUAAUUUGCUGGAUGUGAUGUAAACAUGCAAGAGACAAAAUUAAUAUAUGUAUGUAUUGACCUCUAUGUGAUGUAUGUGCUCA